CAUUGAAAUGCCUUCCCGAAGCCAAACCAAAUAUGGCAAAUCAUCGACUAGUAUCGACUCAUUCAUUACCAGCCUCCAGUACGAAUAAGCUGAAUCCUUUUUACAUUGAGGAUGACGGUGAUGAUGAAACGUGGGACGGCGAUUGGCGGUAUGCUGAGAACAGCGUCGACGACGGUACUCAGUACGAAGAGGCUGGUCUACUAGACCACGAUUAUGAAGACGACAAUGGCCACCGUCCAUCGUUCGUUCGUAGGUCCCGCAUUCCGCGCGGUGACACCCUGUCCGCAUCGCCAUGUCGCUUUCGAGCCAUGAUAUCGUUUGGUGUUGUGAUUUUGGGCUUUUUCCUCCUGCUUUCCUCCACGCCGUUGGGUUGGAACAGCUGGAAGAAUAACCCCAGCGAAAAUGCCGCGGCUACUUUAAAGAGCACGAACUGGACGGAAAAGGGAGCAGGAAUUUUAUUCGACCCGGUACCCUCUGGUGCUCCCACGGGCGUAUUCGAACGAAAUUAUUCGAAUAGUAGCGGGCGCACUAAUGAAGAAGCUGCAAUUACGAAAGAAACGAAUGGAAUAAAAAUCGGAAUUAGAAAUACUUCUUCGCCACCGAAUCAUAUUAUUCUGCUUGGGGAGCGACUAUCGGGCGUUGACUGGUGGAAAGACCAUUUACAAACGUGCUUUCCAAAACUCCAGCUCCAAAGCCGAUGGAUCAGACCGGCUCCAUGGUUCCAAACACCCUCUUGGAAUAAAUCUUUUUCCGCACCUUCCUGGACGGCAAAAGCAAAUAGUGGGCUCGUCAUUUAUGCGGUGCGGGAUGUCUUCGAUUGGCUGAGAGCUUUGUACGCGCAACCUGUGGCCAUGCCGUCACAUUCCAAUAUUAGUUGGCAUGACUUUGUUACCAAAUCAUGGACGCUGGACAGCGCUACUGCUGUCCUUAACGAUCUACAUCGUGAUGACUGUCAGCUAUCUUUUUCGAAAAGGGAAGUGAUUCCAUGCCAAGCCGUGGCCGGGAACGAUCGUUUAAGAAACGCCGUUUACGAACUGCCGCCACGCCAACCCGGUAUUGAUGCGUCUGCAGUUAUAGGCGAUGUACCUAAACCAUUUGCCAAUGUUUUCGAACUCCGCGCCUCCAAAAUACAACAAGUGACGAACGAUUUCUUUCAGUGGUUCCCUGGGGAAUACUGGUAUCGGCCCGAACGAGAGGCUCCACAGGUUAUUCUGGCUCCCUACGGAAGCUCAUUGCAAUCCCUGUUGACCCAGCUACAGCCUAUUCUUCAAUUAGAGGCGGCAUGUGACUCGCCGGCGAUGCUAUCCUCUCGGCCACCGGCUUUACCAGACUCUAUUCCGAACAUUCCCGAUCAACAUUUAGAAACAAUCCGGGAGAAGGUAAAUUGGAAAAUGGAAGCGCUAGUCGGAUACAACGAUGCACAAUAGAUGUAAACGACGCUGCAUGUCCAUCCUCGGGAAAUUAGGUUGCAAGCGACCAUGAGGCGACGCAAGUGGCGGCAUGAAUCUUGUAUCUUUCUAACGAGCGCGCUCUGGUGUAGCGAAUCAUUAUCGCAGGGAAAACACUGUUUUGCUUCUCGCUGACGUCAAAGAUUGUAAAGGGAUCGUGCAAAGGCUCACAGUCAGCUAGGAUUAGGCAUAUUUAUCUUCACUGCCGAUACUUUCUCGCUCAAGUCAUCAUGCGGUAAGUCUACAAAUUCACCAAAUAAUCACGUCAUCUAAAAUC
Molecule: messenger RNA, 1725 nt
Organism: Phaeodactylum tricornutum CCAP 1055/1
Lineage: Eukaryota; Bacillariophyta; Bacillariophyceae; Surirellales; Neidiaceae
Exons: 1
Coding region: 33-1427 (464 amino acids)
Source: RefSeq, a predicted model, not a curated record